CCGGAUUCAUGUGAAACGCAGCUGCCAAAAAUUGGGGGUGUGAAGAAUAAAAGAAACAGUCAGGGGCGUAAAUUAAAUCUUAGCUAUAUUAAAGGGCUAAAAAAUAAUUGCCGUCAUAUGAAAUCCCCGCUGAGAUACAAAACUAAAGUCGUGCCCUUCAAUGGUGUCUACGGAGGUUAGCACCGCCGUCUCCGGUAUGAAACCAAUAUCUCCGCCUCAAGAAUCUGACGGCUCUGCUGAUAUCUUCGAUAACGAUAGGCUAAAGGAAACUUUUUCAAGUGGAGAACUUGAGUUUGAUGAUUGGACUUUGUUAAUCUCCGAAAUAGAGACUUUGUUCCCAGAUGAUAUUGAGAAGCUAUGUUUAGUUUACGAUGCUUUCUUGUUGGAGUUUCCAUUGUGCCAUGGCUAUUGGAGGAAAUAUGUUUAUCAUAAGAUACAGUUAUGCACUUUAGAAGAUGCUGUUGAAGUUUUCGAACGAGCUGUACAAGCAGCUACUUAUUCUGUAGGUGUUUGGCUCGACUAUUGCGCUUUCGGUGUUGCUGCGUAUGAAGAUCCUCAUGAUGUUAGUAGAUUAUUUGAGAGGGGCCUUUCGUUUGUUGGAAAAGAUUAUUCCUGCUGCACUCUCUGGGACAAAUAUAUAGAGUUCCUUUUGGGUCAGAAGCAAUGGAGUUCACUGGCUCAUGCAUAUCUCCGGACCCUGAGAUAUCCAUCCAAAAAAUUGCAUCUCUAUUACAAAAACUUCAGGAAGAUUGCAGCUUCUUUGAGAGAGAAGAUUAAAUGUGGAAUAGUUGUUAAUGGAGACCUUUCCUCAGACCCCAUGGAAGAAGAUUUGGUCCCUACACGUCACACUGAUGAGGAGAUCUCUAUUGUUAUAAGAGACUUGAUGGGUCCUUCCUCUAUCACGGCUGUGUCAAAAGCAUUGCAUGGAUAUUUGUCAAUUGGAGAACAGUUUUAUCAAGAUUCACAGCGAUUGAAGGAAAAAAUAAGUUGCUUUGAGACGCAUAUCCGCAGGCCUUAUUUUCAUGUAAAUCCGUUGGACACUAAUCAGCUGGACAAUUGGCAUGCGUAUUUGAGCUUUGCCGAAACAUAUGGAGAUUUUGACUGGGCUAUUAAGCUUUAUGAGAGAUGCUUAAUACCGUGCGCUAAUUACACUGAGUUCUGGUUCCGCUAUGUGGAUUAUGUUGAAAGCAAUGGUGGAAGGGAGCUAGCAAACUUUGCGUUGGCUCGAGCAUCACAAAUUUUUGUCAAGAAUGCAUCUGUUAUCCAUCUAUUCAAUGCAAGAUUCAAGGAACUCGUUGGAGAUGCAUCUGCUGCUUCCGUUGCUCUGUCUCGAUGUGGGGAGGAACUUGGUUUUGGUUUUGUUGAAAAUGUAACUAAAAAGGCUAACAUGGAAAAGCGUCUGGGUAACUUUGAAGCGGCUGUUACUACAUACAGAGAGGCUCUGAAGAAAACACUCAUUGGAAAAGAAAAUUUAGAAACCACUGCACUGUUGUAUGUCCAAUUUUCUCGUCUCAAGUACAUGAUAACAAACAGUGCUGAUGAGGCAGCUCAGAUUCUGAUAGAGGGCAAUGAGAAAGUUCCUCACUGCAAAUUACUUCUUGAGGAGCUUAUAAGACUCUUGAUGAUGCAUGGAGGGUCUCGACAAGUGGAUUUGUUAGAUCCUAUCAUAGAUAGAGAAAUAUCUCACCAGGCAAAUUCCUCCAAUGGUCUGAGCGCAGAGGAUAAGGAAGAGAUAUCGAAUUUAUACAUGGAGUUUAUUGACCUCUCUGGAACCAUCCACGAUGUGAGAAAGGCUUUGGGGCGACACAUAAAACUAUUUCCACAUUCUGCUAGAGCCAAGUCACAUGGGUCUUGUCCUUUGCGGAAAUCAUUCAGAGAGUUAAUUCAGAGAAGAGAGAAGACCCGUGUGUCCUCGGUUCAGGAGUUGUCAACAGACAACAGCAUUGACGAUACAGUUGUAUUGCCAGCCGAAGAAAAGAAAGAGUUGCCUCUAGACUCUGAUGGUGCCCAAUCUAAAGGUGCUGCUCGGUCAGACUAUUUAAACACCGAGCCUAACCAGGGGUCUCUGUCUUCAGGAUUUCAAGUUGAAGGAAACAAUAAUGUUGGAGACAGGGAGAAUCUCUGUGAGUCACAGAGUGAUCUGUCCUCAGGAUUUAAGGCGGAUGAAGGUGGUGAACGAUCUCGUGAAGUAGGCUUACCGAUCCAAGCCACACAAAAACAUGGUUUUGUCACUAAACAAGCUCACUUCUCGCCCAGUUCAGUAGAUACUGUGAAAUCUGAUGCUAUUGAGAUCCAACCUAGUGGCUCACGGGGUCCCCAAAGUUAUCUAAACCAAGAGUCUCAGAGGCAAGCUGGUCGAAACAGGUACCAUAGAAGAGAUCUAAACCAGAAUCAAAGAGAUUGGAAACCUCGUUCUCACGAGAGACAUCCCCAGAUGUCAUAUUCUCCAGUCGAAACCGGGCAGGGGAUUUUUAGUCAGCAGAGGGGUGUUGCCACUAUUGACAAUAGAACAGCGGUACAAAGCUCAGUCUCUCAGACUCCACUUAACCAAUAUCAGAACUCUGCCUCUCAGCUGCAUCCCAUGGUUCAAACAUCCACUGCUUAUCCUCAAAACCAGGUUCUUGGUCAGCACAUGAGUGUAGCCCCUUCAAACAAUCCAUCAACACCUCAAAGCUCAAACUCACAGAUUCCACAGAACCAAUAUCAAGACUCUGCAUCUCAGGUUCAAACAUCCUAUGCUUAUCCUCAAACUCAGAUUCCUCAGAAUCCAGUGCAAAGUAGUGACCAACAAGAAGGUCAGAUGCAGAGUAACGAAGCUUAUAACCAGAUGUGGCAACAGUAUUACUAUUACAAUUACUACUACCAUCAACAACAACAGCAACAGCUUCUGUCUCAACAAGCACAACCAAAUCAGAAUUCCCAGCCGCAACUAGAUCCGAACCUUCUGCAACUUAUCUCCAAACAGUACCAAUCUCCACCCCGAACUCAGUAUCCACAAUCUCAACAGGUGGAGCAACUCAAUACACAGCAACAGAGCAAAGAACCAACAAGUCAGCAGCAAAUUCAAUUCCAGCAACAACAACAGGAAUGGUUCCAACAGCAACAACAAUGGCAACAACAGCAACAGCAUCAGUACUACCUUCAGCAACAGCAGUCACAAGGAGAAGCAAAAGGUGAUGAACAAAGACAACCUGUGCCACAAGUUUCCACAAGAGACAGUUAUGAUAUUCAAAAGAGUCAAGAAUCUGGAGAAAAUGAAGUAGAUCAAUCUUCUGACACGUCCAUCACUUCUGUUUGAGUUUCAUGAAAGCCUAACUGUUGUUAUACUAAAAGGCUUGAGACUAAAUAUAACACGGGAUUAUUUCAGUGGACGAAAGUGAAGCAAUUUCAACUUUUAGCACAU
Eutrema salsugineum is the source of this 3403-nucleotide messenger RNA. Its product is annotated as pre-mRNA-processing factor 39. The transcript is spliced from 12 exons. Gene Ontology annotation, biological process: RNA processing; mRNA 5'-splice site recognition. The record is from RefSeq and is a predicted model, not a curated record. Gene Ontology annotation, cellular component: U2-type prespliceosome; commitment complex; U1 snRNP. NCBI's taxonomy places the organism in Eukaryota, Viridiplantae, Streptophyta, Magnoliopsida, Brassicales, Brassicaceae. Gene Ontology annotation, molecular function: protein binding. The coding region runs from base 161 to 3298 and encodes 1045 amino acids.